AUGUACUCUCUUGAGUUUCUUUUAAACACUGAGGGGAAAGACAGUGUGACAAGUGGAGUGUGUUUGUGGAAAAGAAGGCAACGAGCAAGCAUUAAACCUUGUGAUGUAAAGGAUGUAAACAUUUCCAAAUGUGAAUACGGUGAGCCAAGUAAAAAGAGAGAACAUGAAUAUGUGUGGCUACAGAACAUCGACCAUGAUCCAAGAGAGGAAAGAUUUCGGAAGGAAAAGUCGCAUGAUGAUAUGGUGAAGUUUACCAGUGCAAUGAAAAAACAGGUUAGCAGCUAUGAACCUGCCAUUUUCCCAUUACUUCGUAAACUUUACCUUCCAGAUGAUGUACCAAAAGCAACUAGUCUAGCUGAGAUGCUGAAAAGCUUAGAAAAGAGUUCUUGUAUUAUGGAGAAUAAAAUUGAACAGUUCAUUCAAGAUAGCAAUUCUUCUGUGCCGACUGCAGAGAAAUUUUUAAAUUACCUGUCUUUCAGUGAUUCAGAAAUCAUUGAUGUUGAGCAUGCAACUGUUGAUCAGUGGGAAAGUGAAGAUUGGUUUCUGCACAAGGUUGGCUUUAUAUCAGCUUCCAAGUGCAAAGCUGUUUUCACAUCACAAACGGAACAGUCAAGAAACCACUGCUUGGCCAAAUCAAUUGUUUCAAAGCCAUCUUACAACAUGUCAAGUAAAAAAACACAUGAACUUGAUAAUCCUAGGGACUGGGGGUUGGUAAAGGAAGAAGCUAGAAAAUGUUACAUGUAUGUUGCAGGAAGACAACAUCACAAGAUCCGCCUUGAACGCAAGGGUUUUCAAAUAUCCAAAAAGAAGCCUUUUUUGGGAGCUAGUGUUGAUAACAUCAGAAACUGCAAAUGCUCACCUGACUGUGGAAUUACUGUUGUAGAGUACAAAUGCCCCUGGGUACACAGGAACAGUGAUCCAAAAGAAGCAUUUUUAUCAAAAGAAAUUGGUGGAAUUUUUACUGGAGAUUCAUACCAUCUACAGAAUAAGUCAAAAUACUAUUAUCAAGUACAGAUGCAACUUUUUGUUGUUUGUGCCAAGUUUUGUGACUUUGUUGUCUGGACGACGAAAGGCAUUCAUAUCAUAUCCAUUCCAUUUGAAUCAUCAUUCAUGAGUUCAGUUUGCAUUAAUCUUGAGAAGUUCUGGGUGACUCAAGUUGUUCCAUUAUUAUUGGCAAAUCAACUGGAUGUGCCAUGUACAGGUAAUGUUCAUUCUAGUAUGAUUUAAUAGAUUCACCAUACAAAUAAGCAGUCAAUAGCAAACAUUGGCAUAAUUCACAUUUAAAUUAUAAAAUUACUGGGUUUUUUCUUAAAAGAUAAUAUUAAGAACAUUUCAUGUGAUGAAACUGCAAGCAAUAACAUGGCAACAAGCAACGACAUGGGAGCAAGUAGUAAACGGACAGAUGUGGAUGAAAUGGAUAUAUCACCAACCAUCAAAACACAUUCAGAAGGUAGCUACUGCAUGCACAAUAUUAUAAGUACAGUAUGGGAAAGGGGCCCAUAUAGUACUCCACAAAUUUAUUUACAAGAGUCGGCAACUAGCUUUUUGGUCCGUGGAGUAGACUUACACAUGGACGAUAUAAGUACACUUGAGCAGAAGGUGAUGAUGAAUGACAGCAUAGUAAAAGUGUUGUUAGAGUAA
Molecule: messenger RNA, 1641 nt
Organism: Paramuricea clavata
Lineage: Eukaryota; Metazoa; Cnidaria; Anthozoa; Malacalcyonacea; Plexauridae
Source: the annotation of a GenBank genome assembly